Molecule: messenger RNA, 1127 nt
Organism: Saccoglossus kowalevskii
Lineage: Eukaryota; Metazoa; Hemichordata; Enteropneusta; Harrimaniidae
Biological process (GO): SCF-dependent proteasomal ubiquitin-dependent protein catabolic process
Cellular component (GO): SCF ubiquitin ligase complex
Molecular function (GO): protein binding
Source: RefSeq, a predicted model, not a curated record
AUGGAUGAGAACUUGAGUCAUCUCGCCAAGCUGAAAGAACUGCACACGUUAGCACUCUGCAAAGCGAACACUGCCACAACCGGUAGUGGAUUUCAAAUCACCGGUGAAGGUUUGCAGUACGUGUUAUUUCGAUUACCUAAACUGAAAUCAUUGACGCUACAUGCAAUCAAUGGGCUCAAGUUUAAUUUAUCGACUGCACUAACUCCCCCAAAGGAUGAUAAUGGUUUGAUAAGUUUGAAAGAAAAUCGGCGUAAAAAAUCCAAAAUGCAGAUAGAUCAUCCUCUCAAGCAAUUACGUCUGCAGACUUUGAAGCUGCCAUUCUCUCUCAAUUUUCCACUAUCUGAAGUGGCCCUAGAGCAGUUACAAAGUGUCACUUACUUGUCUUUACAAGAGUCCUACCUUCUACGAAGAAGGGAUCUAAAUUCCACAGAUGUGACUCGUAUCUUUAAAAGAUUACACAAUGUGAGGAAGCUGGAUUUAUCAUGUUCUAACUGUCAGAAUGUGGUUCUGUCUAAUCUACCGCCUGGUGUGGAAUGGCUGGAAUUAAGAGAUUGUUACAGUGUAUCUGUACUGGGAAUACACUCGCUAUCCAGAAGUGUUGGUUCCAACUUAAAAUAUUUAGGACUAUCAUUCUGUAACCGUUUAUCUGCGUCACUCGUGUCAGCAUUUGACAAACUGUUCCCAAAGCUUGAAGGACUUGAUCUGAGCUGCUGUCGCUCUGUCGGUGACGUGCAUGUCAAGACAUUCAACAACAUGAAACGAUUGACUUAUCUCCGUCUGGUUGGAUGUACUAAGCUGUCUGAGGAGUCUGUCAAGAUAGCACGUAUAGAAUCUGCAAAUAGGCUUUUUAUCAUUGGUCCAAAAUAUGUCAACAAUUAUAAAAAGUGAUCCGGACAUUCGCAGCCCUGCAUGAAGUUAUUGGAGUCAUUGAGGGCUGAGAUAAAAUUGAAAAUGCACCUAACUUUUCCCACCUGCUGCCCCAUCAUCAACACCUAGUUUUUGACAGUAUAGAAGUGUGGAUUUGAAAUGGAGUAUCACUGGCGACUAUCAUAUCAAUUUUGCUUCAUCAAAAACUAAUAUUUCGGAACCAUUGCAUUAGUUUUAGGUUAUUAAAGGAAGAAAAGUAA